This is a messenger RNA of Porites lobata, 1415 nucleotides long. NCBI's taxonomy places the organism in Eukaryota, Metazoa, Cnidaria, Anthozoa, Scleractinia, Poritidae. The record is from the annotation of a GenBank genome assembly.
CAAUUUCAACCGUACGUCCUUGAGUACAUUCAUUUUCCCGACCCCUCAGGGAUUUUUGCCCUCGGGUGUUACAAAGAUUCACUCAUUGGUUCAGACAGGUUUAACAGCACGGUGCUGGCAGUCAGAAUUGGCGCUAAGGGGCCUUAGUUUUUUCAAGCCGAGUGGCUUGAUGUUGGCCCACGUGUUUUUUAUUCCGCUCGUCGGUUCAUUUGCCCUCGUUUCGCAUGAAACUAGCUCGCUGAGUGGCUUGUUUACCGUGGUUUUUGAGUUGGCCCAUUCGGCCUUAAAUAGUUUUGCAUCCGGUCAGGGGCAUUACCAAGCGUCCAUUUUUUAUUGCUGUAUUGACUCCCAGUGCGUGUAUUGAGGAAUUUUGCCAUAUAUUUUUGUUCUUAUCCUCGUAGAAGUUCUCAAAGAUGCCUUGCAGCCUAAUUUUCAACAGGUUGAAGACGGGCGACUCCGGGCACUGGUUCAAGAUCUCCCCGCAGUUCUUCUUAAAUCCAAAGCCGACAGUACCGCGAGGAAGUACGAAAAGGGCUUCAAUACGUGGAGAAAAUGGGCUUCUCAGUUUAAAGAAAUUGUUAUAUUUCCCGCUUCUAGUGUGUACGUUUCAUUGUUCUUUCUUAGCUUGAUUCAAGAAUCUUCUUCUUGCAGCGAUAUUGACGAAGUCCAUUAUGGGCUCAAGUGGGUGCAUGAUUUGGCAGGUCUACCCGACCCCUGUAAUUCCUCGUUAGUUUUACCUUUAAUAGAAUCUGCUAAGAGGCUUCUCAGUAUCCCUGUUAAAAAGAAAGAGCCUGUGACCCCCGAGGCUAUUCAGCUUUUAUUUUCUAAGUAUGGAUCGUCUUCAGCUAGUUUGUCUGAUUUACGAGUGCUUACUUUGUGCGUUUUAGGUUAUGCAGGGUUUUUUCGCUUUAACGAGUUGGUUCAGUUACGCAGGUGUGAUUUUCAGUUUGAAGAUUCUUUUAUGAGAAUCUUUGUUCAUCGAAGAAAGACUGACGUUUACAGGGAUGGGGCUUGGGUUGUUAUCGCUAAAACUUUCAAGCAUACAUGUCCUUAUUUAUUAGUUCAACGAUAUUUUGUGGCCGCUUCUCUUUCAGCAGACAGCGAAGAGUUCAUUUUUCGCCCUCUUGUUUUUCUUCGCAGUACCGGAGCUUAUAAAUUGCGCGGGUCUGUUCCUUUGUCUUAUACUAGAGCGCGGGAGUAUAGUGCUUAGCGCUUUCGAUUCCAUCGGCCUUCCCAAGCAAGACUACGGUCUCCAUAGCCUUAGGGCCGGAGGUGCCUCCGCUGCUGCUAAUGCUCGAGUGCCUGACAGAUUGUUUAAAAGACACGGCCGUUGGAAAUCAGACAAGGCAAAAGACGGUUACAUUAAGGAUAGUGUUCAUUCAUUGUUGUCAGUUUCGUUAUCACUGGGUAUUUAA